ACCCGCCGCCUGUAGUCCAGCCCCCGGUCUGUUGUCGUUCUCAGGAGAGGUCACAUAAGGGAGAAUUGAUGACAUGGAAAAGGUUAGGUAUUUCAAAAUGGACUCUAUUGGGUGUGGGGGUUUAUACAUGAUGCAGUGAAGGUAUUUUCUGGGAUUUACUAGGUUGCAGUAGACAAUAUGAGAUUUGGGUGUUAUUAGAACUUAUAUGAGACUUUCAUUUUGCCUAUAGGCCUAAAGUAAGUGUUGAUGAAGUGUCUUCAAUGGCUGGUAACAUACAUGGUGGUCUGGUCACAUUGUCAUUAUUUAGCCUAAAUGUAUAAUGAUGCCAAAAAUGAUAAGGCAUAUAAUGGAAUUUAAUGAUAUUCAGUCAUUCUAAAUGGUUCUGAAAAAGAAUCAUAAGAUUAAAGCACUAAAAUGAGCAGACUCAGAUAAAUUCUCCUUCUUCAAGAUUUUAAAGCGGCCACUUCUCAUGCAUUCCUCCAAUCUCUUACACUACUACUCAUGUGAGAUCAUCAAUCUCCUGGCCCAGAGAUAAUUCUCUAAUGUGAUCUUCAAGCACACGCCUGCUGAUAGCCUCUGUGUGUGUGUGUGUGUGUGUGUGUGUGUGUGUGUGUGUGUGUAUGUGUGUGUCCUCCAGUGCCAGAAGGCCAACACAUGCCUGUAUAGCCACUUCACCUCAUUCACCAUUCUCCAUGUGAACCUCUGAAUUUCAUUACAGUCCAGUAGUGUGCUUCACUGAUUCGUCUUGAGUGUAUAAACAAACAUAGAACAGUAGUGACUGAGGAGAGCUUCUCACAGGCCCUGCACGAGAGGAGAAGAGGAGUUCUACAAAGACAGAAACGGUCCCUUACUUCCUUCCUCAAUGUCUUGCAUGAGGGCAUGGUUUCAUAUCCUCCUCCUGACAUAAGCAAGUGAGUUCUCUCUCCCUUCACAGAUUACAUUAUGAGUUUGCUCUCCCACUUUCUUUCUGUUACGGGUCAUUUCCUCCUGAAUCAUAGAUUAUGACACCAUUGAGGGUGUCAGCUGAUCCAGGAGAGAGAUGGUAUAGUCCAUCCCCUUCCUGCCUUCCCCCUCAAUAGUUGACAGGCAGUGAGAUGGAACAAGGGAAGGCCUAUGUAGGAUCUCUCUCUCUCUCUGUGAAUUAUCCAUAGCAGCCCAUUCAGGGCUCCCUAACACCUGGUGUGGAGCAAACAUCUUGCCUUCCAGUUGAUCAUUUAUGUCAGAAAUGAAUAAUCUCAUUGCAGAUGUGCUUCAUGCUCCACAUGUAUCUUCUUUUUGGUGCUAGAGCUGGUGUUUAUCCCCAUAUAUAUUAUUUUCCAUUUCAUUCCAUUAUAUUCUAUCCUACAUCUCUUCCUUUGUGUGGUAGCUAGUGUUUACCCCCAUGUUGUGAAUAGACUUAUCUUUUGUCAUCUGGUGGAAGUGACUAUGCCACAUUUGAAGGUGGGCUGGAGGCUAACCUAGAGGUGGGUCAAUAUUGACGCUAGGCUAACUGAGGAGGACAUACCUAGCAGAGCAAACCCCAGGGCCACAAUAGCCCCAGCCAGAUGACAAAGAGACGUUUGUUUGCCCUGCUACGACCUCCAUGGCAGCUCCUAGAGUGUAGAAGAGAGAGAGGACUUCAAAGAGCUGAGGCUUUGUUUGGUGUGCUCGCACUGUCUUCCUGUUCUGACUGUUAGGGUGGAGGCAGCAGCACUAGCACCAGAUGUAGAUGUAAUGCGUGGUGUGUGUGUGUGUGUGUGUGUAUGCGCAUGUGUGCGUUCGCACAAACACACUUGCACAACCACAGUACAGUCAGCUCAACAGGUGACUCAACAAUGCGAACAACAGACAAAUAAAUAACAAAUUGUUUUUAAUCUAAUUGCUAUCAAAAUGUUGCGAAAUUAUUCAGCAUGUGUCCACAAUGCACAACAUGUGUCCACAAAGCACAUUCACACAUGGUAGAACAUGUCAUUCCUUAAAGUUGAUUGAAACGUUUACAUGUCAUUAGUGACCUCAGUAGUAACAGUUCUAACAAUAACACAGAGACGCUGACAGAAGAGAACAUACCUAGCCUGUGUCCCAAAUGGCACCCUAUUCCCUACAUAGUUCACUCUAUAGGGGAAUAGGGUGCCAUUUGGGAUGCCGACAUAGUGGCCUGGGUUCUAAGAAUAAGCCCUGUGGCAGGGGAAUGGCAUGUGUAAUCUGUGAGGUGAUAAGACAGGGCCUGGUGUCCUGUUUUCCAUUCCUCACAUAGCCUAGCCUACACACUGUUAAAGCUGUGCAGUCAGCUUAACCUCCCAGGCCAAGGGCACUAUAAUGGUUAUAGCUUGGCCUCCGUAGGCUAUGUCUGUUCCUCUGUAAUCUCCAAACCCAGAACCAAAAUAUUGUGUGCACUAACUAGCUAGCUAGCUACACACGUUGAGUCAGCAUAAUACAGGGUUCUGAGGUCUUUCAGCAGACUUCAGAAUGGAUCUCUCUUAAAGCUCAGACAUAACGGUAGGAUUGUCAAACGUUUGCCUGCCGACAGUACUUAGUACCUCUGACCGCCGACACUCUGUUCAAUCUCUUUUGUGUUCACACAGCAAAGACCUUGGAAGUCGUCAGCCACUCAGCCUUGUUAAAAUACUCCAAACCAGAAGGUGGCAGUAGCGUUGUUUGGCAAUGCAUAUCCGUGUGCAUUGCUUAUGGUCUAGAUUCCAAGCUACACUAUAAAUACAAAAGUAUGUGGACAGCCCUUCAAAUUAUGGCCUUACUGAAGAGCUCAGUAACGUUCAACGUGGCACCGUCAAAGGAUGCCACCUUUCCAACAAGUCAGUUCGUCAAAUUUCUGCCCUGCUAGAGCUGCCCUGGUCAACUGUCAACUGUCAACUGAGCAACAAAGGCUCAGCCGCGAAGUGGUAAGCCACACAAGUUCACAGAACAGGAUCCCCGAGUGCUAAAAAUCAUCUGUCUUCAGUUGCAACACUCACUACCGAGUUCCAAACUGCCUCUAGAAGCAACGUCAGCACAAGAACUGUUCGUCGGGAGCUUCAAGAAAUGGGUUUCCAUGGCGGAGCAGCCGCACACAAGCCUAAGAUCGCCAUGCGCAAUGCCAAGCAUCGGCUGGAGUGGUGUAAAGCUUGCCGCCACCAACUGGCAGUCCGACUGACAAAUCUGGAUUUGGCGGAUGCCAGGCGAACGCUACCUGCCCCGAAUGCAUAGUGGAGGAAUAAUGGUCUGGGGCUGUUUUUCAUGGUUCGGGCCCUUACUUCCAGUGAAGGGAAAUGUUAACGCUACAGCAUACAAUGACAUUCUAGACUAUUCUGUGCUUCCAACUUUGUGGCAACAGUUUGGGGAAGGCCCUUUUCUGUUUUAGCAUGACAAUGCCCCCGUGCACAAAGCGAGGUCCAUACAUAAAUGGUUUGUUGAGAUCGGUGUGGAAGAACUUGACUGGCCUGCACAGAGCCCUGACCUCAACCCAUCUAACAGCUUUUGGAUGAAUUGGAACACUGACUGCGAGUCAGGCCUAAUCACCCAACAUCAGUGUCCAACCUCACUAUUGCUCUUGUGGCUGAAUGGAAGCAAGUCCCCGCAGCAAUGUUCCAACAUCAUCUAGUGGAAAGCCUUCCCAGAAGAGUGGAGACUGUUAUGGCAGCAAAGGGGGGGGGGGGACCAACUCCAUAUUAAUGUCCAUGAUUUUGAAAUUAGAUGUUCGACAAGCAAGUGUUGGUCAUGUCUCCCGAGUGGCGCAGUGGUCUAAGGCACUGCAUCGCAGUGCUAGCUGUGCCACUAGAGAUCCUGGUUCGAAUCCAGGCUCUGUCAUAGCCGGCCGCGACCGGGAGACCCAUGGGGCGGCGCACAAUUGGCCCAGGGUAGGGGAGGGAAUGGCCGGCAGGGAUGUAGCUCAGUUGGUAGAGCAUGGCGUUUGCAACGCCAGGGUUGUGGGUUCGAUUCCCACGGGGGGCCAGUAUUGUACUAACUCGGCAGCUAACACAGGCAGCUGUUUCAUAGAAACUAGAUCAUCCAUUGUCAAUAUACAGUGGUUAGCUAGCUUGGAGGAAGUAUUUAGUGUUGUGUGCAUUGCAUCUGUGCUUGCUACCAUCCCAUAGCCUACAUUGCAUAUGAAGUGUGGCACUCGGUGCCGUUUUAAGAUGAGGGAGGACCAUUAUUUUUUAAUGAGCAUGGUCUUAUUUCUAUUACAGCAUAUUGGAUGACUGUCAUUCAAAUUCCAUUCACCUAGGUCAAUGUAACAUCGAUUGGUUUAGGCUACUACAUGAUACUCAAAUUAUCCCUAUACCCAUCAUGAGGUUGCUACAACCUAGCCUACGAAUUAAAGUUUACAACGUAGGUGCACAGGUCAAGAUACAUUAGGGUAAUCAAGGUGACAGACAGUGACAUCUAGCUGAUCUAGGUUGUAAUCAUUAGUCCAAAAGUUGCAAAUGAGAGUUUCUAUUGGACAAAUUCAGGUAUGUUUAUCCCCGUUUCGUUCCAUUUGCUUCCGUUUAAGAAACGUUUGUCAACAGAAUCGGCGGAAUGAAUAGACCCCUUGAUUACAAGCAAACACAGAACUAGCAGCCAAAUAUAAACCGCAUGAUAACUUUGCUUGUAUAUAUAAUUCCUUCUCGCAUCUACGCUCUCUCCUCCUCUCACCUUUUCCCUUCGCUUGUGGACUUCAGUGCACAAUACAACAGCUGUCUGUGACCAGGUGAAAAACCUUUCCAUGCCAAACUUUGAUACCAUAACCGCUAACUGCUACACACAGCCUACAUCGUUUUCACCAUAGCAACGUCAUAGUCAACAUAGCUACUAGAACUAUAGAGUUAGUAAACCCACUUAGGGCUGACCCCAAUUUGUUGACUGGUCGAUUGUUUGGUCGAUAGCCUGUUGGUCGACCAAGAUUUUUUUUUUUAGUCGAGCAGUAGUAAAUAUAUACAGUACCAGUCAAAAGUUUGGACACACCUACUCAUUCCAGGGUUUUUCUUUAUUUUUACAAUUUUCUACAUUGUAGAAUAAUAGUGAAGACAUCAAUAUGAAAUAACACAUAUGGAAUCAUGUAGUAACCAAAAAAGUGUUAAACAAAUAUAUUUUAUAUUUGAGAUUCUUCAAAGUAGCCACCCUUUGCCUUGAUGACAGAUUUGCACACUCUUGGCAUUCUCUCAACCAGCUUCAUGAGGAAUGCUUUUCCAACAGUCUUGAAGGAGUUCCCACAUACGCUGAGCACUUGUUGGCUGCUUUUCCUUCACUCUGCGGUCCAAUUCAUCCCAAACCAUCUCAAUUGGGUUGAGGUCGGGUGAUUGUGGAGGCCAGGCCAUCUGAUGCAGCACUCCAUCACUCUCCUUCUUGGUCAAAUAGUCCUUAAACAGCCUGGAGGUGUGUUUUGGGUCAUUGUCCUGUUGAAAAACAAAUGAUAGUCCCACUAAGCACAAGCCAGAUGGGAUGGCGUAUCGCUGCAGAAUGCUGUGGUAGCCAUGCUGGUUAAGUGUCCUUUGAAUUCUAAAUAAAUCACAGACAGUGUCACCACUAAAGCACCAUCACACCUCCUCCUCCAUGCUUCACGAUGGGAACCAUCUACUCUGCGUCUCUCAAAGACACGGCGGUUGGAACCAAAAAUCUCAGAUUUGGACUCAUCAGACCAAAGGACAGAUUUCCACCGGUCUAAUGUCCAUUGCGCGUGUUUCUUGGCCCAAGCAAGUCUCUUCUUAUUAUUGGUGUCCUUUAGAAGUGGUUUCUUUGCAGAAAUUCGACCACGAAGGCCUAAUUCAAGCAGUCUCCUCUGAACAGUUGAUGUUGAGAUGUCUGUUACUUGAACUCUGUGAAGCAUUUAUUUGGGCUGCAAUCUGAGGUGCAGUUAACUCUAAUGAACUUAUCCUCUGCAGCAGAGGUAACUCUGGGUCUUCCUUUCCUGUGGCGGUCCUCAUGAGAGCCAGAAACUUUUCCGUAUUGACUGACCUGUCUUAAAGUAAUGAUGGACUGUUGUUUCUCUUUGCUUAUUUGAGCUGUUCUUGCCAUAAUAUGGACUUCGUCUUUUACCAAAUAGGGCUAUCUUCUGUAUACCACCCCUGCCUUGUCACAACACAACUGAUUGGCUCAAACGCAUUAAGAAGGAAUGAAAUUCCACAAAUUAACUUUUAACAAGGCACAACUGUUAAUUUAAAUGCAUUCCAGGUGACUACCUCAUGAAGCUGGUUGAGAGAAUGCCAAGAGUGUGCAAAGCUGUCAUCAACGCAAAGGGUGGCUACUUUGAAGAAUAUCAAAUAUAAAAUAUAGUUUGAUUUGUUUAAUACCUUUUUGGUUACUACAUGAUUCCAUAUGUGUUAUUUCAUAGUAUAGAUGUCUUCACUAUUAUUCUACAAUGUAGACAAUAGUAAAAAUAAAGAAAAACCCUGGAAUGAGUAGGUGUGACCAAACUUUUGACUGAUAGUGUACAUUUUUCAAAACUUCAUUGUGUGAAUUGUUUGAGCUUGAUUGUUAGUGUAUAUCACUUCCCCAUUACAUAUUUACAUUUACAUUUUAGUCAUUUAGCAGACGCUCUUAUCCAGAGCGACUUACAGUUAGUGAAUACAUUAUUUUAUUUUUUUAUACUGGCCCCCCGUGGGAAUCGAACCCACAACCCUGGCGUUGCAAACGCCAUGCUCUAUCAACUGAGCUACAUCCCUGCCGGCCAUUCCCUCCCAUACCCUGGACGACGCUGGGCCAAUUGUGCGCCGCCCAUGAGUCUCCCGGUCGCGGCCGGCUGCGACAGAGCCUGGACAUAUAUCACCAGUAGUACAUUUACCGUUAAUUCCUAUAAUUCCUAAUCUACAAUGUUUGUUUGGUUAUGGUAAUUUCUGUUAAUGCAUUCAAUGUAUUAUUAUUCCAGUCUUACCGUUUUCAUUGUCAGAGAGGAACACAUUGUUUGCAGAGCGCACAACCUAUGCUACAGUUGUGAGAAACACGUUUUGGUUUAUUUCGUUCCAUUUACGAGUUUUACCAAUUCAUUCAUUAUCUUUUGUUUAGAGCGCUCCUGUCAAUGUUUAGUAAGGACUCGCACCUGAUAACGCAUAGAAGUAUAUAGGCCUAUAGGCUACCUGGCCUGCGUGCAAAUGUAGGCAUAUAAAUGUGCCCAUUUGUGAAGCUGAUAGUAUUUAUGAUUGGUUUAACGCACCACUAAUGAGCUGUGGAGCUUCUCAAAGUAAUGUUUUCUUCACCUCAAACAGCAAGCAAAGAAAGUCGGUUUUACAUCCUUUGAGAAUGACAAUAGUUCCUCAAUGUAUUUGAAAAAUCUUUCCAGCUCUCUUCCUUUCGAUAACAAAUCAUUGUGAAAGCGAAAAGAAAGUCAUGCUUUGAUCCAGUGGAAACGUCAUAAAAUAGGCCUACCUGAUUGACUUCUUAUCAGUGCUUGACUUGGACUGAAAUAGGUUGCAGUACUCAUUUUGGGUGCUGGUACUGUUUAUAUUUAGGUGCAGGAGCUCCACAAUAGUUUUGAGCUAAUAUUUUAUAAGAGGAACAGGAGCUCAUGCAAUAGAACAUUUUAGGUGCUGGUACUCAGUUCCAGUGAGCUCUUGCCCAAGUCAAGCACUACUUUUCCCUUGCUCAAAUAGCCUACAGCUGUGUCUGUCCCGAGCUCACUGGCGCAGGAAACUCUAGCUAAUAGUUGAUACAAUGUUUCAAGUUCGUUGCAGUAAGGCUAUGCAUAGCCAAUGUGAUUUAUAGGAUUUUAUUUUAAAUCAAUAUAUUUUCUACCUGCACAUAAAUGGCAAUGGCAAUAGAAGUUACUUUUUAUGUUUUUAUCAUUUUCAUUUAGAUUUGGAUAGAAUUUUGAUUAACCACAUGAUUUUGAGAUAUGAAGACAUUAUUAUAAAUUAAAUUAAACUGUUCCACGAAAUUGUGCAUAUGAAAACCAUAACUGGCACGCAAAUCGGUAGAAAUGGUAAGAUAAAUUGGCAUUCCACAUGAGAAAGGUUGCCGACUCCUUAUGUAGUCUAUUACCGGCAACUUCUGGAGAGUAAUUGCAGAGUCUGCGAAAGCCAGCAGGAGGAGAAUGGUUGGUUCAGGUUACCUAGAUUUCUGGCUCCCUCUUGAGUCAUUGGUGUGUUAUUUCAUCAAUCAGUAAGUUUGAAGCAUCAGACAAGCUCAAUGCAUAUAGUUGAUUUUAUUAAAACACAUAGGGUGUGUCUAUAUAUGGAAAAAUACAUGUUAAAAAAACGAUUGGUCAAAAGAGCAGACGACUUUCGGUCAACCAAUAUUUUUUUUUUGUCGGGGACAGCCCUAAACCCGCUACAAUCAUGCAGUACAGUGUACAGCUAGCAGUUACACCGGCGGGCCCCGGUGGCAAUACAUUUAAUUAAACCAAAAGCUUACUUGACUUGGAAGAGUUCCAGUGUUGCAUAACUAACAUAGCAUCCCUCUCUGUUUGAACCAGGUGUUUGAGUAGGCUAAACUAGCUAGCUGCAAUCUCUAGCUAAGUAAAUGAAAGUGAAAGUAAAAAAAAUAUUUAUACUAUGAAAUAUAGCUAGCUCUUUCUCUCUCUCUCUCUCUCUCUCUCUUGCUUCUCCUUAAUUUUGGAGGAAAUUAAUUUGUUCAAAACUGUUCAACUAUUGUCUUUCGCUCUCUUUGAGUCAACUACUCACCACAUUUUAUGCACUGCAGUGAUAGCUAGCUGUAGCUUAUACUUUCAGUACUAGAUUCAUUCUCUGAUCCUUUGAUUGGGUGGACAACAUGUCAGUUCAUGUUGCAAGAGCUCUGAAAGGUUGGAGGACGUCCUCCGGAAGUUGUCAUAAUUACUGUGUAAGUCUAUGGAAGGGGGUGAAAACCAUAAGCCUCCUAGGUUUUGUAUUGAAGUCAAUGUACCCAGAGGAGGACAGAAGCUACAGUGGGGGGAAAAAAUUAUUUAGUCAGCCACCAAUUGUGCAAGUUCUCCCACUUAAAAAGAUGAGAGAGGCCUGUAAUUUUCAUCAUAUGUACACGUCAACUAUGACAGACAAAAUGAAAAAGAAAAAUCCAGAAAAUCACAUUGUAGGAUUUUUUAUGAAUUUAUUUGCAAAUUAUGGUGGAAAAUAAGUAUUUGGUCAAUAACAAAAGUUUCUCAAUACUUUGUUAUAUACCCUUUGUUGGCAAUGACACAGGUCAAACGUUUUCUGUAAGUCUUCACAAGGUUUUCACACACUGUUGCUGGUAUUUUGGCCCAUUCCUCCAUGCAGAUCUCCUCUAGAGCAGUGAUGUUUUGGGGCUGUCGCUGGGCAACACGGACUUUCAACUCCCUCCAAAGAUUUUCUAUGGGGUUGAGAUCUGGAGACUGGCUAGGCCACUCCAGGACCUUGAAAUGCUUCUUACGAAGCCACUCCUUCGUUGCCCGGGUGGUGUGUUUGGGAUCAUUGUCAUGCUGAAAGACCCAGCCACGUUUCAUCUUCAAUGCCCUUGCUGAUGGAAGGAGGUUUUCACUCAAAAUCUGAGUGAAAACCUUCACACAAUCUUCACACGAUACAUGGCCCCAUUCAUUCUUUCCUUUACACAGAUCAGUCGUCCUGGUCCCUUUGCAGAAAAACAGCCCCAAAGCAUGAUGUUUCCACCCCCAUGCUUCACAGUAGGUAUGGUGUUCUUUGGAUGUAACUCAGCAUUCUUUGUCCUCCAAACACGACGAGUUUAGUUUUUACCAGAAAGUUCUAUUUUGGUUUAAUCUGACCAUAUGACAUUCUCCCAAUCCUCUUCUGGAUCAUCCAAAUACACUCUAGCAAACUUCAGAUGGGCCUGGACAUGUACUGGCUUAAGCAGGGGAUACGUCUGGCACUGCAGGAAUUGAGUCCCUGGCGGCGUAGUGUGUUACUGAUGGUAGGCUUUGUUACUUUGGUCCCAGCUCUCUGCAGGUCAUUCACUAGGUCCCCCCGUGUGGUUCUGGGAUUUUUGCUCACCGUUCUUGUGAUCAUUUUAACCCCACGGGGUGAGAUCUUGCGUGGAGCCCCAGAUCGAGGGAGAUUAUCAGUGGUCUUGUAUGUCUUCCAUUUCCUAAUAAUUGCUCCCACAGUUGAUUUCUUCAAACCAAGCUGCUUACCUAUUGCAGAUUCAGUCUUCCCAGCUUGGUGCAGGUCUACAAUUUUGUUUCUGGUGUCCUUUGACAGCUCUUUGGUCUUGGCCAUAGUGGAGUUUGGAGUGUGACUGUUUGAUGUUGUGGACAGGUGUCUUUUAUACUGAUAACAAGUUCAAACAGGUGCCAUUAAUACAGGUAACGAGUGGAGGACAGAGGAGCCUCUUAAAGAAGAAGUUACAGGUCUGUGAGAGCCAGAAAUCUUGCUUAUUUGUAGGUGACCAAAUACUUAUUUUCCACCAUAAUUUGCAAAUAAAUUCAUAAAAAAUCCUACAAUGUGAUUUUCUGGAUUUAAGUGGGAGAACUUGCACAAUUGGUGGCUGACUAAAUACUUUUUCCCCCCACUGUAGCUGUCCUCCGGCUACACAAUAGGUACCCUACAGAGUGCUCUUGAGGCUAUGGUAGACCAAUCUACCGAUUUGGCUCAAAGUCAAGUUUUUGGCCACUGACGAGUAUUGCAAUUCUCAAGUAGAAUCGGUAGAUUCAUCGCUAUUGGGUCAGCACACAGCAGGUACCGCUUUUGUUCUAGCAAGAGAAGGAACGGCUUCCCCUGUAAUAAGUACCUAUCGGCAGUGAGAUUCUUGGUGUAUUUCAUGAUUUACCCCUCUGUGGCGGCCUCUGACCUCUCCUGUUGUCCACAAUGCGACCCCCAGCUAUAGACAGUCCUGGACACUGGUCCCCCGAGCCCAGCCCAUGGCCACGGUCAAACAUGGCUGUCUACUCAACCGGCGCAAACUGUCUGGUGAUGAUGGACGUCUCAUACUUCACCCCUGGCCCCUGGACAGAAGUCUAAUAAUGGGGUCUGGGACUUCUAUGUCCCCUGAACCUUAACCCUAGCCCCCUCUCUAGGCUACCUGUGACCGCUAGCUAGCCAUCCACAUUUAGAGGUGAAGAGGUCAACAUCAGAGCCAGGGGAGGAAGGUCAUGGGGGCUAUGGAAGGAGGGGUAUAAUUCAGCCUCUUUUCUUUUCUCUUCUUCUUUCUGUUCUGUUUUUUACUACCACCUUAAGGAGAAUGAAGCAUCCCUACUGACUGUGUCAGAGAUCCCUCUGUGCAGUGGUGCUGGAGCAUGUUUAAUUAGCCUGUUAUAAAAUACUGUAGCUAACUGAGCCAGUGUUCUUCCAGGAAUGUUCAUGAUUGUGUUAGGAAUGGCGCCGGAGGGGAUGGCCGCUGUUUUAUGGGCUCCUGACCAAUUGUGCUAUUUUGUGUGUUUUUUGACACUGUUUUUAACUUUUUUUCUACGUAAUUUUCCCCCCAUCGUUUCCUAUAACCGAAAAGAGCUUCUGGACAUCAGAACAGCGAUUACUCACCUCGAACUGGACAAGGAUUUUUCUUUAAUGAGUUGGGCGCGAAGGCUAUACUGCUCUUCCCAGACCAGGCCCAAAUCCCUGACAUUCGUAUGAAGAGGAGACGCUGUUUCAGAGGCCUUUACCCUACAUUCUACUGGCGAAUGUGUAAUCACUGGAAAAUAAACCGUUUGAGACUAUCCAAUCAAUGGGACAUUAAAAACUGUAAUAUCCUGUUUCACAGAGUCGUGGCUGAACAAGGACAUGGAUAAUAUACAGUUCGCUGGGUUUUCCGUGCAUCGGCAAGACGGGACAGCAGCCUCCGGGGGGUGGGGGGUGUUUGUCUCUUUGUCAACAAAGGCUGGUGCGCAAUCUCCAAUAUUAAGGAAGCCUCAAGGUUUUGCUCGCCUGAGUUCCUCAUGAUAAGCUGUAGACCACACUAUUUACCAAGAGAGUUUUCAUCUAUAUUCUUCGCAGCUGUCUAUUUACCACCACAAACCGAUGCUGACCGCACUCAACAAGUUGUAUAAGGCCAUAAGCAAACAAGAAAAUACUCAUCCAGAGGCGGCGCUCCUAGUGGACAGGGACCUUAAUGCAGGAAAACUGAAAUCCGUUUUACGUCAUUUCUACCAACAUGUAAACUAGAGAAAAAAUAAGUCUAGAUCACCUUUACGCCACACACAGAGCCGCGUACAAAGCUCUACCUCACCCUCCAUUUGACAAAUCUGAGCAUAACUCUGACCAUAACUCUGUCCUCCUGAUUCCUGCUUUCAAGCAAAACUCAAACAGGAAGUACCAGUGACGCGCUCAAUGCGGAAGAGGUCAGAUGAAGCGGAUGCUAAGCUACAGGACUGUUUCGCUAGCACAGACUGAAAUAUGUUCCGGGAUUCAUCUGAUGGCAUUGAGGAGAAAUACCACAUCAGUCACCGGCUUCAUUAAUAAGUGCAUCGACGACAUCGUCCCCACAGUGACCGUACGUACAUAUCCCAACCAGAAGUAAUGGAUUUCAGGAAACAUCUGCACUGAGCUAAAGGCUAGAGCUUCCGCUUUCAAGGAGCUGGACACUAAUCUGGACGCUUAUGAGAAAUGCCCAAGAAUGCCAAGGUAACGUGCCUAAAUGACUACAGCCCUGUAGCACUCACAUCUGUAGCCAUGAAAUGCUUUGACAGACUGGUCAUGGCUCACAUCAACACCAUCAUCCCAGAAUCCCUGGACUGACUUGAAUUCGCAUACCGCACCAACAGAUCCACAGAUGACGCAAUCUCUAUUGCACUCCACACUGCCCUUUCCCACCUGGACAGAAGGAACACCUAUGUGAGAAUGCUGUUCAUUGACUACAGCUCAGCAUUCAACACCAUAGUGCUGUCAAAGAUCAUCACUAAAUAAGGACCCUGGGACUGAACACCUCCCUCUGCAACUGGAUCCUGGCCUCCCCCAGAUGGUGAGGGUCAGUGUGGCGGAUGUGUUGUUGCCUACCCUCACCACCUAGGGGCGGCCCGUCAGGAAGUCCAGGAUCCAGUAGCAGAAGGAGGGCGAGGUGUUCACUACAGGAAACACGACGGUGGACUACAGGAAAGGCAGAGCACGACUCCAUUCACAUCGGCGGGGCUGUAGUGGAGCGGGUCGAGAGCUUCAAGUUGCUUGGUGUCCACAUCACUAAGGACCUAUCAUGGUGCAAACACACCAACACAGUCGUGAAGAGGGACGACAAUGCGUAUUCCCCCUCAGGAGGCUGAAAAUAUUUGGCAUGGGACCUCAGAACCUCAAAAAGUUCUACAGCUGCACCAUCGAGAGCAUACUGACUGGUUGCAUCAGCACUUGCUAUGGCAACUGCUCGGCAUCCGACUGCAAUGCGCUACAGAGGGUAGUGCGUACGGCCCAGUACAUCAGUACAGCCCAGCCAUCCAGGACCUCUAUACUAGGCGGUGUCAGAGGAAGGCCCUAAAAAUGAUCCAAUUCUCCAACCACCCAAGUCAUAGACUGUUCUCUCUGCUACCGCACAGCACAUGGUGCCGGAGUGGAAGUCUGGGACCAAAAGGCUCCUUACCAGCUUCUACCACCAAGGCAUAAGACUACUGAACAGUUAAUCAAAUGGCUACCCGGACUAUUUGCAUUGACCCCCUUAUUGUAUUCUUAUUCUUAUUAGUUGCUCUGACUCUCUUGGACUCACUGGACUCUAACCACACACUCACACAUGCUACACUGACACUCCAACACACACACGGACACACACACACACACACACACACACACACACACACACAUAUAUUCACAUUCCUUCACACAUUCGCUGCUGCUACUCUCUGUUUAUUAUCUAUGCAGUCACUUUACCCCUACCUACAUGUACGUUACCUCAAUUCCCUCGACUAACCCGUACCACUUCCCGUACCACUUCCCAUUGACUCGAUACCGGUACCCCUUGUAUAUAGCCUUGUUAUUGUAAUUUGAUUGUGUUACUAUUUUUCCUUUAGUUUAUUUAGCAAAUGUUUCUUACUUACUUUUAAAAAAUACAUUUCACUGUAAGGUCUACUACACCUGUUGUAUUCGGCACAUGUGAAAAAUAAAAUUUUAUUUUAUUUGUGCGUAUGAUGGGAUCCCUGACUGUGCUGAGAGAGUAUUGUUGAAUGCCAUCGUUUGCCUUUUGAAGCCCUUGUGGGUCGUCGGGAAAACGCUUCCAAGGAAAUUGAUAAUUGUAUUUAUUUUACGGCCUCCUUCGUUACAACGACUAGCCUCGGAGCGCUCUAAACCCUGGCGGGUUCAACUAGGCGGUCCGGAUCAUGUGCCAGUUUAGCUUUGGGCUAGAAACGAACAGGAAAUGGUUUCCCUCCUCCUCUGUGUGUCCCUCACCAUGCAUGGGGAUAAAGUGUUUAACUCUGAGGAUAGCGGGAGGAGAAGUAAGUCCCAGAUGUGUGAGGUGUUUAGUUGCAGUUGUUUCAGUCUUUUUGUGUGUCAAAUGUAGCGGGCGGGUUGUGUGUCCUUCUGACGCUGAGGUCAGCUAGAAGUCUGGUCGGAGGUUCUCAGAGAGCAGUAGUCCCAUUCUGAACCUGGAUGUUGACCAACUGGGUGCUGGUCCAACAGGAAAAUCAUUACCAAGCACUCUCACAUGUUCUAUAACACCUAUAGCCUGCAGGUAUACUACUGACAUAAGCAUAAAAACGAAAUGCCGUCUCUCAGAUACGGAAAUAAAUAAACUUUUUCAAAAGAAAGAUAUUCGAAUUAAACAAAGUUUCAAGUUCACUUGCUAUAUGGAAUACUGUAAACAUUUUUACUCACCAGAGUUCUCACAAACUCACCAGAGCGCUCAACUUAACCUUAACCGAACUGUUGAACUGUCAUUUUAAAGUCAACAAGAGCAGGACCACACAUGGAAGUCUUCUUCCUUUGCUCCUUUGCUAUGGCAGCAGCUUUUGUGCUAGUAAGUGUGUAGUAUACUUCCCAUUUAGCUUCAGUCUCUGCUGUGUGUAGUAUAAGACCUUUCCUUUCAGCCCUAGUCUCUGCUGUGUGUCGACUGCCAUGGUCCUUUGUUCAGUGAUAGUGUCCUCAAAUAAAGGUUCUUCCUCCCUUUAACAGCCCUGAGGAGCUCUGUCGCUCUAUACUUCCCAUUGUAUCCAAUGAGCUCCCCACUUUACACCUGGAUGAGAGGGUGUCAAAUUGAGGGUGAAAUACGAUGACUAACCUAUCCCUGACUAGCCUAGGGGUGCGUCCCAAAUGGCACCCUAUUCCCUAUAUAGUGCACUACUUUUGACCAGGGCCCAUAAAAGUAGUGCACUAUAUAGGGAAUAGGGUGUCAUUUGGGAUGGACCCCUAGACCUAGAUUAUACUGUAACAGUGUUGGUGAUGCAAUUAGAUGUGUUCUGUAGGUAUUGCUUUUGCAAUGCAAUUCAAUGACAUGCAUGGAGGAGUUCCAUGAUUGGAAGACUAUGCUGGUAGUGGAAUAGAAUAUCUCUGUACAUUCCAUUCCUUUGCAUGCUUACAAAUUAAUUUGUUACAUAUUCCCUCACAAUGUCUGACGUCAUAUACUGGAAACCUUAUUUUGCUUGUAUAACUUAAUACCAUUAUGGACCGUAAUCCAUUUGCAGGUAAGGUUUAAAAGUUCAGAUGCAGCUAUUGCAAAAUAGAAUGAUUAAUGACGCUUGCUGGAGUGAUGAAUACCAAUGUAUUUUGACAUUAAAAAGGAAGCGAUGUGCUCUCACUGUUCUCAAUGCUCUGUGUUCACAUGUACCGGCGAUGUGCCUGCCUAGCUGUGUGAAAACGGUUCAAAUGGGUUAUCUGAGGGUUAUAGGGCUAACAAGCCUCCAAGUCCCAUCCCACCAUGGUCUAUCUGACCUGGGUUUGUCAGCACCAAUCUAGCUAAGUCAAUAUCAACGCUGCCUGUUCCACCAAUGACUGUUCUGCCACUGUAGCUCCACCACCACCAGUUGACCCUUUUCUCCCUCCUCUUUCAGGGCGUAAAAUUGAUUGUUAUUACAGUAGAGUGAUAGGGGUUUAUUUAUCUUUAUGACUCUGGGGCUUUGUGUCAGGCUCCUCUCCUGGUAAUACCCUAGGUGCAUUGGCAGGCCAUUAAAAGCCUUGAGAAUGAGACAGUCAGGCUUAUAGCUUUUAUGAUAAGGUAACUCACACAUCACUGGAUGCUAUUCUCAACAAUGGGCCCUGAACGACGACAGUAAACUGUAAACUAACCCUAAACUGUUAGGGUAUACUACACUGUGCUGUGCACUGCGGGGGAGAGGAGACCCAUAGCCGAGAUUGUCAUGACCUUCUCGUUGCCCCUACACUGUUCUGCUUUAUAGCCUCUGUGAUGGGGUAGAGUUGAGGAUAUAUAAUAGGCUAUAUGCCACUUAGCAGAUGCUUUUAUCAAAGGAAGCCUGCAAGAAAGCAGUGCACAUUGUUAGUAUGUGUAUGUGAUCCCUGUGGGAAUUGAACCCACGACAUUACCAACUGAGCCACACAUGCCAACUAAUGUGAAUUGUGAUACAUAGGUCAUGAACUCAUUCUACUGCACAAUUGUGAAAGAUUUUACUGAGCAUCUUACAACCCCGUGGGAUUGUGCUUGCUGCCCCAGACUUUUGGUUUUACGAGUCUGUGUUCAAGGGCGAGGCCAGUUUGACCACUGAAGAAUGUUGUGUGUUGUUUUAUUAUAGUUUGGUGUUGGUCCUGCCUCCAGACUCUUGACGUUAGGUCUGUCCUGUCAUUGUCGAGGCAUGCUAUAGCUAGACUCUAACUGGAGGGCAAUGACAGCGAGGUGAGCUUGUGGGGUGUUGUUUAACAGCAGUAGAAGGUGAUACGGACCAGAGACCAGGUGUGAGGUGCAGCUUGGUCAUGUGUGUGUGUGUGUGUGUGUGUGUGUGUGUGUAGUGUAUCUGGGGCUGUAAAUUCCCCGGGGGUUGACAUUUAUGGAUGACCCCUAAGGGUCACAGGUCAGGGGUGUGUGAGGCACACACACACACACACACACAGGUGAGGGGUGUUGGGCUUGUCUUGUGGUCAAACCUUGAACUGUGAAAUUGUCAGAGACCCCUUUCAAACAAUGGAGUUGUAGCACAGCCAGCGUCAGAAUGGAAGACUAUCUAUCAAUGUUUUCCUUUUUUAUGUACUGUGUCUGGUAGAGUGGAAUAAGAAACAUAUGCAUGAAACACAUGAUGAACACAUGGCCAAAAUGGUUUACAUCUUUUGCCAUUGACUUGACUUGAAACUAUGUAUUGAUAGAUUCAGUCAUAAAACUUAAAAGAGUUGUAUAAUUUCUGAAAGAUUGGUGAUGUGAAUUGAAUGUAUAUGGAUUCAGGCAAAUUUCAGAGACGUGACUUGCAAUCCACGGGUGCCACUGCAACACUCUUCCAUGUGUAUUGGCCCUUUGAACCUCUAACCAGUUAGUCAACUUUCUUCCAAUCAAGAUGAGAAGGAAGUCUGACAAUUUCAAUAUCGCCACAUAGCCAAUGUAGAAAUCUACAGUCAGAUUUCCAUAGUUUGUAGAUAUAACAUCCCGUUUAGUGACUUUCUGUUAAAACCACUUAACAAUUUGUAUCUGUUUCUUACCACUAUUCUAUAGAAUUUCUGUAACUGAUGUUUUUCCAACUCAACCUUGUCUUGGCCUGAAUAGCCUGCAGGCAGGAUGCAGAGUUGUCCCUCCCUCUAUAACUUGCUAAUGGGACAGGGGCGGAAGGUCAUUUGUGUCGGUACAAAGGGCUGUGGCCUGCACUGCGACCUGCUGUGUGGUGUGUCAGUGGGGCUCCCCGGCCUUGGCUGCAAUAAUGGCUUUGUCCACAGACACACACACACAGCACACACACACAUGCAAAAGAAAAAGCAUAUACACAAGGUUUAUUUUCAGUGAAAUCAACAAGCAUCCAUAUUAGGAUAAAGCCUGAUGUUUCCCUAACUCUGAGGUGGCUAGGCAUGUGGUGUCCCCCAUAAUGAUGUCCCCAGAGGAGCUAGGAACUUUGUUUAGACAUGGACAGACCUCCAGCCACCACAGAGGAAGCCCAGAGUGACAGUCUCCACAACCUCAGCCUCAACCUGAGGCAAUAGACAACAGGAAGAGCUUCUACACCUUUCACACAUUUCUUUCCGAAGGACGAGAAGGGGACAGAGAGGGAGAGGUCAACUGUCCUGUGAAGUUGGGUUCAAUUUAAUUUCAAUUCAGUCAGGGAGUUUGGAAUUUCAUUUUACUUCCUGAAUUGACUGAAUUCACAUGGAAUUGACCCCAGCCCUGCUGUCGUGCUUGCUCCUAUCGGGUGGAGUUUGUCAGUAGUUCCUUAGCCAAAGGCCAAUGAACAGAGGCAAUACACAAUACUCAACACAUCAUAAAUUCGGUACAAUGGUUCCAGCACAUUUGUCAGUGAACUGGUGCCAAUGUGACCUUUCAACCCUACACAGUUUUCAGAGCUGAAAUUGUAAGCUUAUGAUACUUAGAAAAGUUUAUUAUCCUCUCUCUGUCUAAACUGUCUGACCUCCUACCCACUGAGACAAGCUGAUAAUAAAGCUUCCUUGUGGAAGUGGUUCAUUUGUAUUGAGACUAUAGAGACAACUUCUAUUAUUCUUAUGUAAAGCGCCCCUGUGGAUUGAACCGAGAGUUGCAUUAUUCUGUCUCUGUGAUGGGGUCUUGCUGACGUCAUUGUUGACUGGGACAGGAAGGGAGGACUUUUAGCAGGCAGUCGUUCAGUAUCGUAGGGGACAGGGAGAAGUGGUCAAUGGUCAUGUGAUGGGAAAUGUUUUCUUAGCACACUCAAACUGAGAAAUACAAUGGAAACAACACUGACCACUUUUCUCAGUUCCUGCAACAGUUUAAUAGGGGAAGGAGAGUUAGGAAUGUCAUGUGAGAGCCAUUGUGGCCGUGGGGUUGACCACCAUCAGUCUGGUGGUAACCCAAGCUGUGGCAUUUGUCGCUGAUGUGAUGUGAUGUGAUGUGAUGCGCUCGUCAGGGAAAGAGUUCCUGUGGGGAAGGCUCACUGGUGGUUCUCAUUUUGGUGGUUCUCAUUUGAUGUGUGUUUGAAGUGUGAGAGGAGGGUCACCAAAGGGCGGAGACACCCUGAGACUGGCCCUGCCUCUGAGUGGCUGGGUUAGGGGUUAGGGGGUGGGAAGAGGGGUUUAGGGGAGGAGGGAGAGUGUGGGAGUAGUGGGAUGGUUAUCUGGUUGAACAGCCUCCCACACACACCCUCAAACAGUCCUUUUACACACACAGAACACACGCCUCUCUGGUUUUACAGUCUUUCCCUGCUUUGAUAUGGACUGUGGCUGUGCUGACAGCUCUGGAAUAAGGAGAGAAGGCAGAGGAGGGGGAGCUAGUUUACUGUCCUGGAUGUAGAGGGAGACUGGAGAGAGGAGAGAAGCAGACUCCUGUCUUGGAUUGUGAGCUAUAGUAGUGGGAGACUGGAGAGGGGGCUGAGCCAGCAGAAGCUGAAAGAGGAGAGGUUGCUGUCCUGGAUUUUUGAGCUACAAUAGAGGGAGAUUGAAAGAGGAGAGGCUGAGCCGAGAGACAUGUAGCCCAGAGCCAGUGGAGAAUAACGGACAGGAUUGAGUAGUGAUCAGAGCCUGCUCAGGAGAGCUUUCUGCACAGAGGUAAGACCACUAAGGGCUCUGCCAAAUGAAUUUUACAGUAGUGGAUGAAAAAAAUCAGAUUUUCAAUGGCAUGUAUCCUAGUUGUACCGGUAUGGCAGAAAAAAUACAUUUUGGGAUAUUUUGUCAUUUUUAAAUGUCUCACACUUAGCAGUGACUUCUAGGUUUCAACUGGAUUUAAAUAGUGAUUUGAACUGUUUUAUUGGUAAGAUGGUUAAAACAAUUUUUUUUUACUCUGUCCCUUCUUUUUAGGGAAAAAAUGCUUUAAUAUGCAUGCAUUCUAAGUGGUAUGCUAGUAUGGACAUUGGUAAUGGAAAUGUAGGCAUACUGAGUCUGAGAUGUUGGGUCCUGUAAUGCUAUAUGAAUUUGAUCCGUAGUGUGGUUGAUGUUGAGCUAGCUGUGUGGCAGCAGCAUGUGUGUUGAGAACCGGGUGCAGGCCAGGCAGGCUGUCGCGUGCAGGUGGUCCCUCUCACAGUGCAUGGCAGGCAGGGUUAGAAGUUCCCUCUCUCACACCCAUUUGAUCUUGGAAUAACACCCCCCUGCGAUGGCGGGAGGCACAGAGGUCAGCCAAACUGUAGCCUGCCAGGAACUCUUUGAUAUGUGACAGACAGGGUUGUGAGAAACUCCUAUUUUAAAGUUGAUGUCAAUCGUAUUCUCGUGGUAUUUUCCAGAUUACUUUUUGUAAAAUAAUUUGGACAGUUCUUUCUGCUCAUGGUUUCGGUACAUUGGAUAGUUGGAUAAUAUAUGUAUUGGAUGACAAGUUUUUAUUUAAUGUGAAAAAAUUGCAUGACAGAGUUGAUUCACAAAGAUCCAAUUGUUUCAAAUCUGAAAUAUUUGUACAUUUUCAGAAUGGUUUGUAUGUAGGCUUGUGUUUCUUUAUUUAAGUGCCAGGUAUCGUACAAGGGGCUGGUUUUAUGAAGUGCCAGCAGGUGACAAGUUGUAAUCUGAGUGCACGUGUUCAUUGGAUUUGAAAUAAUCUGUUCCGCACAUCUUGACUAGAGAAACAUCUUGUUCGACAGACAGAGAAAAACAGACUUGUCUGAAUAUGAACUGGAGAACCUGAGACUUUUGAACUGAAUAUAUUGUUUUCUCUCCAAGUAGACCUAGGGUCCAUCCUAAAUGACACCAUAUUCCCUAUAUAGUGCACUACUUUUAAAUAGGGAAUAGGGUGUCAUUUGGGAUGCACUAGACCCUAUCCAGAAUGAGUCUGUGGAUGAGUCUGUGCUGAAUCAAACACGUACAGUCCAGAUCCACUGACAGAGAGCCACGUGUGAUCAGUGUGUUUGUUGGGUUGUGGGAUUGUCCAUCACGCAUCUCUUUGAAGAAUUAAGACAGUAAUUCAGACCAGCAGCUGGUUAUUUUCCCUCUUCUUCUCACAAAGGUUGUUCAUCUAUUGUAGGAGAUUAGUAGUGUGCAUAUUUACACAAUAGUGUCUAUAUUUGGAGGACACCAUUCAAUCAAUGAGUUUAGAUGGGAAAUGUCAUUGAACUGAGUGGUUGCCAAACAUGACUCAUGGUUUAAAUCAUCUUGCGGGACUGCCACUUCACUAAAUCUGCAGAGAACAUGAAGCAUAUCUCAGGACACUUGUGGUAUCCCCUCUCUAUGCUGGCUGUAGGGCAGCAGUACAUCCCCUGUCAUUUUCCUCAUACCAUGACUGAGGUUUCCUCUUCAUUGUAAUUCAUAGCGCAUUUAGCAUUUCCAUAGGAGUCAAUAGUCACUGGUUGCUCCAGCAUGGUCUACCUCUAACCUGUCUUGAAUGUUUAACAGCCUUUGUAAAGAUGCUUGUUAACAUGGCUUUACUUUGGGAGCAUCAGAUGCAUAUCUGACUGAUUUGCCAACACAGAGACCUCGUAGCCCCUAGCCGGGAGGGACUGGGUGGGAGGCGAGCGAGCGGGCGAGAGGGGGGCACAGGAACUAACCACAAGUCCCUUGUAUGAGCUAUCUUUUCAACUCAGCCCGUAGAGGUUUGAGAGUUUGUCAGAAUUCAGUGUGGGUACGAUGGUUCCAGUCAGUCAGUAGAUUGAAACAAAGUUGGCUGACAUCUGAGGUGAGAAUUAGCAUACUUGCAGAUGUGGUUCAGGGAAAGGCAUUGCUAAACACAUGAGGUAUUGUCUCAGUAUCCUGUAUUCAUGUUUCACCUAUCUGGAUCAAGCUAUAUCUCAGACUUGACAUUCUUCUGAGGGAGGUUCUGCUCUGAGAGAUCAGUGAAGAGAGAAAACAUCUCUCUCAUUCUCUCUCUCCCUCUCUUUCUCUCUAAUGUAAGUCAUAUGUAUCCCCCACCUUCUUCAUAAAGCUACUCUGCUCUACUCUCUGGCUGAACUUUCUCUAUAGUUAGCCUCGAUCUCCCCUGAAACAUCCAACCCACUACACUCUCGCUCCUCAAACAAGGCCACAUUUUAAAAGUUAUUUCAGUCUCAUUUGCAAGUCAAUAGAUAUGAAUAGAACAAGAAGUGUCUUCUUUCGCACCUCUGACUGAAGACAGGUUAUUUUUGUUUGAAAGACUCUAACCACCAUGAAUGCAGCAGAGAUAACAGAGAUCAUCUUCAGGAGAGGAGGGGGGGGGACACACAGAGAGGGAGAGACACUAGAGAUAACCAGGCUCUUGAUGUAACAUGCCUUCCACAGUUGAUUCACUAUGAAAGGCUCUAUUGUUGAAGCUGCUUCGCAAGGUGUUUUAUGUGGGAGGUGUCUGUCGUACCAACCCCACCUGCCUGACUUGACAGCUCCUAGCAUAAUGCAGACAUGCAUCAUGGUACAACGCUGAAGCAUCCACUUCUACAGGCAUCAUCCAUCAUGCUCGUGUCUGAGUGGAUGCCCUGUGUGUGUCUUGUUGUGUGUGAGCAGCCUUGUGGAAGGCAGGCAUGCCAGUUGUUGGCAUGAGUGAGAUAUGGGUUAUUGGGAGGGUGGGAUUGUGUUCAGGCAGGCAGGCAGGCAGGCUGUCCUUAAGUGGAGUGUUGUUCUGUGGGUAUGAAUAGCUGUUUGGUAGCAGCCUGUCUGCCUGCCCUGUGUUGGGCAGUUAAUCACUCAUUCCUCAGGUCCAGGCACUAUGCAUGCGGACUGUGCUACACUGUGUGUGUGUGUGUGAGAGAACCACACACUCUCAGGUAUGCAUGCAUAUAUGGCAUUCUGAGAGAGAGAGAGAGAGAGAGAGAGGGGGGUUCUGGCCAACUACUGUCACGCCUGACUUCUUCAAAGGCACCAGUCAAGUGUGGCUGGUUUUCUCAGCUGUGUCCCCCACAGCCCUCCCCAGCCCUGUGUGCCCUGCCCAGCCGUGGGGGGUGGAGGCAGGGGUACAAGGGGGGUGUGCUGACCACUGGCUGGGGAGGGCUGUGAAGUCUCACAGUCAGAGCUGUAGAGCUGUGGCCCUUCUUUUGAGAAAUGGUCACAACUGCCUAUUCAUUUACCCCAUGCCUGUAUUUACAUUUAAGUCAUUUAGCAGACGCUCUUAUCCAGAGCGACUUACAAAUUGGUGCAUUCAACUUAGGAUUGCCAGUGGGACAACCACCCUUUUUUAUGGGGGGUGGGGGGGGGGGUGGAAGGAUUACUGUCAUACAAGGCCUUUCAGCAUGGCUUGUACAGCUCAGAGUAGAAUUCGUAUAGUAUGUAGUGGGAGUAGUAGUAGUAGUAGUAGUGGUCGUCAUCGCCGUUGUAGUAUUAGUAGAACUGUACUACUUGAACGUUGUAUGCCCAAUAAAUGUGUUUUCCUUCCACCCUUACAGAGCAAAAAUGUAUUGUAUGUCAAAGCUGUUUUGUCAUUCCUCUCUUGAAAUGUAGGCUACACUCAAAGAACUGAGGAGGUCCUGAAACCUGCUGCCUCAGCUCAGUGAUUCCAGUGACAUGACAGAGUAGUCCCCUUGCAUUUCCACUUCUCAAUGUAUCUCCCUAGACACACACUGCUGUCCUGUGUGGCUGGUCAGCUGUGUGUAUGUGUGGGUGUGUGUGGGACUGUGGGUGUGUGUGUGUGUUUUGUGUGUGCAUGCGUGUGAGCGCUUGCGUGCGUGUGCUGGGUCAGCGUCGGGGUGAGUCAUUCUUUGAUCCAUCUGCCCUAUUUCUAUCUGUCCAUGUCAGGGUCCACUCUUCUGUCCCCAUCUUUCCAUUCAUCCAUCCGUCCCGCUCUUCCUCACCUGUCUGACAGACAGCGCCCUGACCUCCCAUGAGUCCCCUCUGUCUCUUCCCUCUAUCCAUUCCAAAGAUGAAAGGAUGAUCAGAGAGACAGACAGACACCCUCUUCUCUCUCUCGCUGUGGCAGGUUGAAAAACAAACAGCCGAGGAGAAGAGGGGAGGGAAGGAAAGAAAAAGGAGAGAGAGAGAGAGAGGGGCAAAGAGCAGGGGCUUUGGACAUUCCCCAUAUGGCACUGGGAUCCACAGGGAGUUGUGCAUCCUGGGUACUGUUGUUUUAUACAGAGCUACAGCUACAGUGAUGAACCCUUUAUCUUAAGAUCUUACAUCCCAUAUGUUAGCCUCCUAUAGAGCGAUACGUCGAUGUAUGAAAUCAAAUCAAAUUUAAUAAUAAUAAUAAUAAUAUGCCAUUUAGCAGACACGUUUAUCCAAAGCGACUUACAGUCAUGCGUGCAUACAUUUUUGUGUAUGGGUGGUCCCGGGGAUCGAACCCACUACCUUGGCGUUACAAGCGCCGUGCUCUACCAGCUGAGCUACAGAGGACCACAGGUCACAUGAUAGGUCACAUGCUUUGUUAACAACAGGUGUAGACUAACAGUGAAAUGCUUACUUACGGCCCUUCCCAGCAAUGUAGAGAGAAAAAAUUUGAAAAAAUAAAUACACAUCGAGUAACGAUAACAUGGCUAUAUACACAGGGUACCAGUACCGAGUCGAUGUGCAGGGGUACGAGGUAAUUGAGGUAGAUAUGUACAUAUAGGUAGGGAUAAAGUGACUAGGCAAGAGGAUCGAUAAUAAACAGUAACAGCAGCGCAUGUGAUGAGUCAAAAUAGUUUGUGCAAAAAGGGUCAAUGCAGAUAGUUAAAUAGUUAACCAAUAGCUACCCAGACUAACUAUUUAGCAGUCUUAUGGCUUGGGGGUAGAAGGUGUUGAGUGUCCUGUUGGUUCCAGAACGCUUGCCGUGCGGUAGCAGAGCGAACAGUCUAUGACUUGGGUGACUGGAGUCUUUGAAAAUUUUUAGGGCCUUCCUCUGACACCGGUCCUGGAUGGCAGUGAGCUCGGCCCCAGUGAUGUACUUGGCCUUACGCACUACCCUCUGUAGCGCCUUGCGGUCGGAUGCCAAGCAGUUGCCAUACCAAGCGGACCAUGAUAAUUCCUUAGUGAUGUGGACACCGAGGAACUUGAAGCUCUCGACCUGCUCCACUACAGCCCCGUCGAUGUGGAUGGAGGCGUGCUCGGCCCUCCAUUUCCUGUAGUAUACGAUCAGCUCCUUUGUCUUGCUGACGUUGAGGGAGAGGUUGUUGUCCUGGCACCACUGCCAGGUCUCUGACCUCCUCCCUGUAGGCUAUCUCAUCGUUGUCGGUGAUCAGGCCUACCACCGUAGAGUCGUCUGAAAACGUCAUGAUGGUGUUGGAGUCGUGCACGGCCACGCAGUCGUGGGUGAACAGGGAGUACAGGAGGGACCUAAGCACACACCCCUGAGGGGCCCCCAAGUUGAGGGUCAGCGUGGCGGAUGUGUUGUUGCCUACCCUCACCCACUGGGGGUGGCCAGUUAGGAAGGCCAGGAUCCAGUUGCAUAGGGAGGUGUUUAAUCCCAGGGUCCUUUACUUAGUGAUGAGUUUGGAGGGAACUAUGGUAUUGAAUGCUGAGCUGUAGUCAAUGAACAGCAUUCCCACAUAGGUGUUCCUUUUGUCCAGGUGGGAAAGGGCAGUGUGGAGUGCAAUAGAGAGUGCGUCAUCUGUGGAUCUGUUGGGGUGGUAUGCAAAUUGGAGUGGGUCCAGAAUGUCUGGGAUGAUGGUGUUGAUGUGAGCCAUGACCAGCCUUUCAAAGCAUUUCAUGGCUACAGAGGUGAGUGCUACAGGGCGAUAGUCAUUUAAACAGGUUACCUUGGCGUUCGUGGGCACAGGGACUAUGGGGGUCAGCUUGAAACAUGUAGGGAGAGGUUGAAAAUGUCUGUGAAGACACUUGCCAGCUGGUCAGUGCAUGCUCUGAGUACGCAUCCUGGUAAUCCGUCUGGCCCUGCGGCCUUGUGAAUAUUAACUCACAUCGGCUACGGAGAGCGUGAUCACACAGUCGUCCGGAACAGCUGGUGCCCUCAUGCAUGGUUCAGUGUUGCUAGCCUCGAAGCAAGCGUAGAAAUAAUUUAGCUCGUCUGGUAAACUCGGAUCACUGGACAGCUUGUAAUCCGUGAUAGUUUGCAAACCCUGCCACAUCCGACGAGCAUUAGAGCCAGUGUAGUAGGAUUCAAUAUUGGUGCUGUAUUGAUGCUUUGCCUGUUUGAUGGUUCGUCAGAAGGUGUAGCGGGAUUUCUUAUAAGCAUCCGGGUUAGUGUCCCGCUCCUUGAAAUCGGCAGCUCUAGCCUUUAGCUCAGUGCGGAUCUUGCCUGUAUUCCAUGGGUUCUGGUUGGGAUAUGUACGUACGGUCACUGUGGGGACGACAUCGUCAAUGCACUUAUUAAUGAAGCCGGUGAUUGAUAUGCCUUAAUGCCAUCGGAUGAAUCCCGGAACAUAUUCCAGUCUGUGCUAGCGAAAUAGUCCUGUAGCUUAGCAUCCGCUUCAUCUGACCACUUCAGUCAUCUGGUACUGGUACAUCCUGUUUGGGUUUUUGCUUGUAAGCAAGAAUCAGGAGGAUAGAGUUAUGGUCAGAUUUGCCAAAUGAAGGGCGAGGGAGAGCUUUGUAUGUGUGUCUGUGUGUGGGGUAAAGGUGAUCUAGAGUUUUUUUUCUUCUAGUUGCACAGGUGACAUGCUGGUAGAAAUGAGGUAAAACGGAUUUCAGUUUUCCUGCAUUAAAGUCACUGGCCACUAGGAGCGCUGCCUCUGGGUUAGCAUUUUCUUGUUUGCUUAUGGCCCGAUACAGCUCGUUGAGUGCGGUCUUAGCAUCGAUUUGUGGUGGUAAAAAUAUAGAUGGUAAAUCUUUUGGUAAAUAGUAUGGUCUACAGCUUAUCAUGAGGUAUUUUAACUCAUGCUAGCGGAACCUCAAGACUCCAGAAGCUCUUUGCGGUCAUAAGAAACGAUGGCGGAAACAUUAUGUACAAAAAAAGUAAAGAUUAGCACAAAAAAACUACACAAACUAGAACAAUUGGUCAGGAGCUGCCACUAUUCCCUCUAGCGCCAUUCUUCAGCUGGAGAGAAUAUUCCCUAGAUAGUGCACUACUUUUAAACAGGGCUCAUAGAGUUCUGGUCAAAAGUACUACAAAAUAUACUGUAGUGUGCCAUUUGGGAUGCAGCCAUAGCUUUAGCCUUACAUAUGUUAGCCUCAGUCAUGUAGAGACAUAGCGCCAUGAUGAGCUACACUGAGUGUACAAAACAUUAAGAACACCUUCCUAAUAUUGAGUUGCACCCCCUCCCCCCUUUUGCCCUCAGAACAUCCUCAAUUCGUCGGGGUAUGGACUCUACAAGGUGUUGAAAGCGUUCCACAGGAAUGCUGGCCCAUGUUGACUCCAAUGCUUCCCACAGUCUCCUGAGUGGCGCAGUUGUCUAAGGCACUGCAUCGCAGUGCUAGCUGUGCCACUAGAGAUCCUGGUUCGAAUCCAGGCUCUGUCGCAGCCGGCCGCGACCGGGAGACUCAUGGGCAGCGCACAAUUGGCCUAGCGUUGUCCAGGGUAGGGGAGGGAAUGGCCGGCAGGGAUGUAGCUCAGUUGAUAGAGCAUGGCGUUUGCAACGCCAGGGUUGUGGGUUCGAUUCCCACGGGGGACCAGUAUGAAAAAAAACAAAAAACAUAUGUAUUCACUAACUGUAAGUCGCUCUGGAUAAGAGCGUCUGCUAAAUGACUAAAAUGUAAUGUAAAUGUAAGUUGUCUGGAUGUCCUUUGGGUGGUGGACCAUUCUCGAUACACACGGGAAACUGUUAUGCGUGAAAACCCAGCAGCGUUGCAGUUCUUGACACAAACCGGUGCGCCUGGCACCUACUACCAUACCCUGUUCAAAGUCACUUACAGUGCAUUCGGAAAGUAUUCAGACCCCUUGACUUUUUUCACAUUUUGUUACGUUACAGCCUUAUUCUAAAAUGGAUUAAAUAAAUAAAAAUCCUCAUCAAUCUACACACAAUACCCCAUAAUGACAAACCGAAAACAGGUGUUUAGAAAUGUUUGCUAAUUUAUAAAAAAUUUAAUAAAACGUAUUUACAUAAGUAUUCAGACCCUUUGCAAUGAGACUCGAAAUUGAGCUCAGGUGCAUCCGGUUUCCAUUGAUCAUCCUUGAGUCCACCUGUGGUAAAUUCAAUUGAUUGAACAAGAUUUGGAAAGGCACACGCCUGUCUAUAUAAGGUCCCACAGUUGUCAGUGCAUGUCAGAGAAAAAACCAAGCCAUGAGGUCGUAGGAAUUGUCAGUAGAGCUCAGAGACAGGAUUGUGUCGAGGCACAGAUCUGGGGAAGGGUACAAAAACAUUUCUGUGGCAUUGAAGGUCCCCAAGAACACAGUGACCUACAUCAUUCUUAAAUGGAAGAAGUUUGGAACCACCAAGACUCUUCGUAGAGCUGGCUGCCUGGCCAAAAUGAGCAAUUGGGGGAGAAGGGCCUUGGUCAGGGAGGUGACCAAGAACCCGAUGGUCACUCUGACAGAGCUCCAGAGUUCCUCUGUGGAGAUGGGAUUAAUCUUCCAGAAGGACAACCAUCUCUGCAGCACUCCACCAAUCAGGCCUUUAUGGUAGAGUGGCCAGAUGGAAGCCACUCCUCAGUAAAAGGCACGACAGCCCACUUGGAGUUUGCCAAAAGGCACCUAAAGGACUCUGACCAUGAGAAACAAGAUUCUCUGGUCUGAUGAAACCAAGAUUGAACUCUUUGGCCUGAAUGACAAGCGUCAUGUCUGGAGGAAACCUGGCACCAUCCAUACAGUGAAGCAUGGUGUUGGCAGCAACAUCCUGUGGGGAUGUUUUUCAGUGGCAGGGACUGGGAGACUAGUAAGGAUCGAGGGAAUGAUGAACGGAGCAAAGUACAGAGAGAUCCUUGAUGAAAACCUGCUCCAGAGCACUCAGGACCUCAGACUGGGGUGAAGGUUCACCUUCAAACAGGACAACGACCCUAAGCACACAGCCAAGACAAUGCAGGAGUGGCUUCGGGACAAGUCUCUGAAUGUUCUUGAGUGACCCAGCCAAAGCCCAGACUUUAAUCCUAUCUAACAUCUCUGGAGAGACCUGAAAAUAGCUGUGCAGCGACGCUCCCCAUCCAACCUGACAGAGCUUGAGAGGAUCUGCAGAGAAGAAUGGGAGAAACUCCCCACAUACAAGUGAAACGAAGCUUGUAGCGUCAUACCCAAAAAGACUAGAGUCUGUAAUAGCAGCCAAAGGUGCUUCAACAAAGUACUGAGUAAAAUGUCUGGAUACUUAUGUAAAUGUGAUAUUGACAUUUAUAAAAACCUGUUUUUGCUUUGUCAUUAUGGGGUGUUGUGUGUAGAUUGAUGAAGGAAUUUUUUUUUUUUUUAUACAUUUUUGAAUAAGGCUCUAUUGUAACAAUGUGGAAAAAGUUAAGGGGUCUGAAUACUUUCCGAAUGCACUGUAUAUCUGUUGUCUUGCCCAUUCACCCUCUGAAUGGCACACAUACACAAUCCAUGUCUGAAUUGUCUCGAGGCUUAAAAAUCAUUAUUUAACCUGUCUCCUCCCCUUCAUCUAUACUGAUUUGAAGUGGAUUUAACAAGUGGCAUCAAUAAGGGAUCAUAGCUUUCACAUGGAUUCACCUGGUCAGUCUAUGUCAUGGAAAAAGCAGGUGUUCUUAAUGUUUUGUACACUCAGUGUAUAACUCAUCUGUCUUUGAAGCAUGUGCUGUACAGAUAAGGUGAUAAGGUGAGAUUUUAAUGUGUGAGCCUGCUAGGUCUGGUUUUGCUCUCACGUCUGUGCUGGAAGGAAAAGUAAUUACAGUAUGAAGAUGGAAUGUGCAGUCCAUUGUCGAUGUAGAAUUCAGGUACUUUAUUAAAAGCAGUCUGUAAAGGUCUCACAACAAUUGAAGACAUCACCUCAUAAAAUAAACUUGCAAUAUGUGGGAAUUUUAUAAUGGUUCUCGACCCAAGCCACAUGAGGGGGAUACAUCAUGAUGAAACACUGCCAUAAUGGCAAAAAUAGUGAAUCGUAAAGGCAAAUCGUAACCAGAAAAACUUAAGUGUUACCUCAGCGCCUUUCGGGGAAAACAUCCCACAUGAAAGUGGUGGUAAAGUGACUCGGUGACUGCUGAGAAUGAGAUUACUGGAACGAUUUGGGGGGGGGGAGGAGGUUCAGCAUGUUUUCUAGCAACUAUAGUGGAUGCAUUACCAGUCCAUAUCAGUACAGCUUGGUUUGGCUCGGCUCGGCUCAGUAGUGUGAAAAGCUUAUACUUUCACCCUGAAGUAACACAUCCCUCUCUCUUUCUCUCUCCUUCUUUCUCUCUGCAGUAGAAGGCGUGGUGUGUGAUGAACCUGGAGAGUGCGUGUGGUUACCAGGCCGGGGUGCGGGGCCCACGGGCUGUGAUGGAGCAGAAGGUCAAAGGUCAGCUGAACUAUGGCUUCCAGAGGAGCUCCACGUCAGACGACGACUCCGGCUGUGCCUUGGAGGAGUACGCCUGGGUACCGCCUGGCCUCAGACCAGAACAGGUGAGACGUGCCAAAAUCUACACAACACCCCCAGUUCUAAUAAAUGCCCCUUAUAUGCACUCACUAACUGUAAGACUCAAAUGUAAAUAUUCAACACUAAAUGGCACUAAUAUGUCACAUAUGCAAUACAACUGCUGUUCCCCUGUUCCACAAAAUGACACAAAGUAGUAUGUGAUGAUUACUAGUGGGAAUUGAACCCACAACCUUGCCGUUUCUAGUGUCAUGCUCUUAUCAACUGAGCCACAUUAGACCAUAGAAGGACCCAGAAGCAGAUUCGCUUGUUUAGAGAGGAGCUGAAAAAUGCCACAGUAGCUUUCUCUGUCAUUAUUCUCCUUGUCAUAACUCCAUUAGGUAAGUUACCAGGCCUCCUCAGGUUAUUGGGGUGGUGGGCAGUGCAGGGGGAGGGCUUGCCGUAUGCUUGUCAACCUGAAGCAGGACAAAGCUGCAUGUCUUUAACUGUUUAACUGUCACCAUGGCACUUUGACCCUUGGGGCCACUGGGCUGGUUACUACUUUGCCCCUCGGGGCCGUUGACCACCACUGAAGGCUACUUUACGAGGGAGGGUCAUUACAGACACCAGAUAAAAAGGUGGGAUGUUCUUGUCUCCUGUUUAGAGGGGGCUUCCUGCUGCUCGGCCAGUCUAGGGGGGGCGGCAAUUUACCCCCACAAUCUAUUGCCCCCUAUAUCCACCUCCGCAGGCCAGGGGUUACAGAACAGUACACUGACUGACACCCUUCCUCCAGGGCUGUGUGUUUCUCCAUUGUAGUGAUCACCCCAUAAUGUGCACUACAGGGCCGUUCCACAGAAUAGCUGCUGUAAAGGCAUUACAGUUAACCCACGCAUUUACACACAAAAGGGGAGGAUUUAGAGCCAGGGGUCUCCUGUUGCUUCGGUCCCUUCUCUCCCCCCAUCACCCUUCAUUGCUUCCACGUAUGCUGUUUAAAGGGAGGGAGAGGGGGAUAGAGUAAGGGAAGGAGGCCUCCCCGGUACUUGGGAGAGUGCCACAUAACACAAGUGGACUCUGUUUGUGUCGAGGCCCGCUCCAAGCUGAGCCCUGAUGUUGCCAGCAACCAGCAGGACGAGGUGGGCAAUGGGGCCUGAUCCACUACUAAAGGCCUCCUCCAGCAUCUGAUCUGCCAGAUCUCUACUAAUCACUAGCAGACUUUUCCAUGCCAGAGUGUGUAAAUAGAAAUAUACACUUCCUGUCUCUAAGUGGCUUUGGGGUGGUGCUUGACAAGUCUGUCUGUCUCACAAGAAAAAGGAGCCCGCGCUGUGAUCACUUUUAGGGUAGGGACACACAAAUGCACGCACGCACCCACCCACUGCACGUACAUACACACACGCAGCCCAUUAUCCAGGGACAGGCUGGGUAGGUAUAUUAUCAUUCCUAAUGUACUGAAAAACAACUAUCUGGGCCAUUGAAAUAGGUUAAGAGAAAUAUGUGAAGGUGCUCUUCUUUCAACAGGGAACUAGAAAAAGGUCAGGGCUGUUUUUAUGUUCAUUUGACUUUCAUGUUACUUCACAGUAUAGGCAACCUUCCAGGCUAAUUUGUUUGUGUGGGAGGUGGAAGCAUGGCGCUACCAACGCCAAGGUUCAAUUCUCACAAGGACCAAACACACAUACUAAAAGAAAGAUGUGUUUGUUACUGUCUCUAACAUCUCUCUUCUGCUGUCUGUGGUCCAGGUGCAGCUGUAUUUCUCCUGUCUGCCUGAGGACAAGGUUCCUUAUGUUAACAGUCCUGGAGAGAAGUUCAGAAUCAAACAACUCCUGUAUCAACUGCCUCCACAUGACAAUGAGGUAAGAGAUGGACCCCAAAGAGUGUGUGUGUAUGUGCAUGCAUGGGUGUGUGUGUGUGUAGUUCAUAAACGGUGUGUGUCUAUACUCUGUGGGUGUAAUAAAAUGCAUCCCAGCGAGCCCUUUCAUUAAAGGCAUCGUAACAGGGCAGGUCUCACAGAAGGACUGCACCCAUUUUCCCAAAGUUCAUCCUUCCCGUCCCCUUUCUCUGACUCAAUGUUGUUUGAAGAGCUGUGUCCGACCCUUGUCCUUCCCUGCCUUUUAGUUAACCUCUGUUUAAGACCACCUUACCACAUACCAGGGUUGGUGUCAAUUCCAUUUAAAUUCAGACUAGAAAUAAACUUAAAGUCCAAUUCUCCAAGCAAUGAGAAAAUGUAAUUUGACUUCCAAUUGACUGAGUUAAAAUGGAAUUGACCCCAUCCCUGUCACCUAUAGCUUCAUGCCAUUCUGCUCAUGCGUGGGAUGACUUGGCAUUCACGUUGGCAGCAUCACAGAGUUUUUAGUCCCUUGGUCCCACACUGGGUCACAGACUGAAAUGGCGUGGGCACAAUACGUCUUUUGACUUGAUGAUUUUAUAAUGUUUGCUGGGAGCCCCUGCUAGCAGGAUUCCUGUCAUAGCUGUGGUCUUUAUGGGGACAGAACUGUGGGACGGGGGAUGCUGCUGAAAGAGAAAGUCUUUGUGUGCCACCACCACCACCACCACUAACAGUUGCACCACUGCCUGAGCUGCCAGGGCUGCCUACCCUGCGUCUCUUUGUUGCCUGCCCUCUCGUGAUUUCACUCUGAACACAACCCUUGUUUGUGUAAACUGUAAAUGUCUGCUUUCCCUUGUUAGCGGUUUAGGAGGGAGACAUCAAAAAGGGGUGUUAAAAAAUACAAUAAAAGGGUUCUCAGUCAGAGCUAAGCCAGGCUUAGGGUGGAGGUUUGGGGAUGACGGAGGUGGAGGGCUUUGUUGAACAUGCCCUUGAAUGCAGCUCAGCUCCAGCUCAACUCUCUCCCUCUGUCUUAUGAUGAUUGAAGGACUGAUCUGUGUGUUUUACUAAAACACUAAAAUACCUAUUUCCUCCUAGUUUGACUUGAUGUCGACUCCACUCCCUCAUGUUGGUUGUCACUCUUUGUUCUGUUUGUGUUGUACAAUAAAAGCCCACUUUCCCUGUGUUUGACUGUUUCUUCUCUCUCUCCCUCCCUCCCUCCCUCCCUCCCUCCCCCUCCCUCCCUCCCUCCCUCCCUCCCUCCCUCCCUCCCUCCCUCCCUCCCUCCCUCUCCCUCCCUCCCUCCCUCCCUCCCUCUCUCUCCCCCGUCCCUCCCUCCCUCUCUCUCCCCCCUCCCUCUCUCCCUCUCUCUCCCCCUCCCUCUCUCCCCCUCCCUCUCCCCCCCUCUCUCUCCCCCUCUCUCUCCCCCUCCCUCUCCCCCUCCCUCUCUCUCCCCCCGUCCCUCCCUCCCUCUCUCUCCCCCUCCCUCCAGGUGCGGUACUGCCAGUCUCUCAGUGAGGAGGAGAAGAAGGAGCUCCACAUGUUCAGUGUCCAGAGGAAGAAGGAGGCGCUGGGGAGGGGCUCCCUCAAACUGCUGCCUCAGGCCCUGCUAAACAGCGUCUGUGAACAUGUACGUCCCCGCUCUCCCUCUCUCACGCCAUCACUCACCUUACCUCAGUCCCAAACAGGAACACACUGAUCCAUAUUACUCAAGUAACUUACGUAUACUAUUGAGAAGCGGAUAACAGAGAGAUGUAGCCUGUUGUUUAUCCCAUUGUGAAUAUAAGGCUACAACACAGACAAAGAUAUGAAGCUCCAUGUCAGAGAUCCCUAAACGUCUGCUGGAUUUUCAGCCAUGCAGUCUAUAAUCUAAAAAAGCCUCUCAGUUGUUUGGAGAGUAGUUAGAAGGUUGGCUGACUGUACUGCGCUCUGCUGUGCUCGCUCCAUGUUCAGAGUUUUAUUUAGUGAAUUUACAAAUGGGUCCUGAGCAGCCUGGGGUUGACCAUUAAACCUUGUCAAAACACAGCUCUCUGGUGGCUCUCCCUCCAGUCAACUUCACUCACUCCACUCCAAGAUAAAGUCUGUUUUCUCAUCAGCACUGACGCUUGCUCACUGCCUGCUUUAGCUUUUGCCGUGUGUAAGUACUGUGUGUGUGUGUGUGUGAGAGCGAGAGAGAGAGAGAGAGAGAGAGAGACUGUGUAUAUGUGUGUAUGAGUGGAGUCCCAGUGUUAAAAGCAAGGCCUGUGUCCCCACAUGGCAAACAGAGACAAACAAACAAGAACCUGACCGCAGUGGGACCAGAGUGGACCACAGUUAGCCCAACGGUCAUAAUUCCCAUAAUAACACCAGAUGCCAUGUUCUGUACUGACGCGGUCUCACAGAUGGAAGGGAAUUGGCCACGUCUCUCAACCCCCCUUUUCUCCCCAGCAUGGCAUGGGGACAAGGAGGCUUAGUGGCCAUAUGACACCCUAGCAGUGUUGGGAAGCUACUCUGAAAAUACUGUAUAGUUUAACAAGCUGCCAAUUACACUGGAAUAAGUUAAGCUACCCUUUACUUAGCUAAAGUUACUUUGAAAAAGUAGUUCACUACAUCCAAACUACUUUGUGAUAAAUUAUCAUAUCUAAAUCCGAAAUGUCAGACUACAAAUUGCAGAACAGAUCACUCUGGAGUUAAAUGCUAACAGAAUGUGUAAUUUAGCCUAUUAAACACAAAAACUAUGUUUCAAGUGAGAAUUAUGCAGAUAUGAUGCUAAAACAAAAGGAAAUUCCUUCUCCAACCAGAUUUUAUUUUUGUAAAAUAAGUAGUGUUACAUGACAGAAAAGUAAUUAACUACUGAAAAGACUACAUUUGAAUUUAGUUCAACUACCACCAAGCUACAGCAAAAUGUAAUUAAAUUACUAGUUGAACUACAUGUAGUUCACUACUCCCCAACACUGCACCCUAGUUAGUAUCCAGGGUAGAGCCUAUGCUGUAGGAUAUGAUAGAAAGGAUAGGCCACAACUACACAGUCCAGACUGGAGGUUACAGAAGCAGGGCAUUUAGCCAUAAAUGAGGACAUGUGGCAGUCAACCACACAUUGAAUUAGUAAUGGGAUUCAUGUUUUCAAAAUGUCAGCACUUUGACAUUUAAAAAUACAAUAUGCAAUUUUUACUGGUCUUGAAUGGUCAUUUCAAUUAAAUGUAUACCGAUUUAAUUCUAGAUGAAAAAUUACGUAUAAUAAUUUUAUGAGCUUAGUACAAUACUACUGUAUACAAUCUCUAGUUUGAGAGUGAAACUCUGUUCCUAUCCGUGUUGUUGUUUUUAUUACAGUGUGGGGAGAGCGUCAACGGUGGUGAGAUGGCGGUGUUUGCCUCCAGAGCGGGUCCUGGGCUGGUCUGGCACCCAGCAUGCUUUGCGUGCUCCAUGUGUAGCGAACUGCUGGUGGACCUCAUCUACUUCUACCAGGACGGAAAGAUCCACUGUGGCCGACACCACGCUGAACUGCUCAAACCACGAUGCUCAGCCUGCGACGAGGUGAGACGUUUGUGGGUGUGAAGAGCCACUGUGGCGCACACCAUGCAUUGCUCCUAAAACCACGCCAGGUCGGAAUCGAACUCACACCAACACUUGCAUACAGUGAGGGAAAAAAGUAUUUGAUCCCCUGCUGAUUUUGUACGUUUGCCCACUGACAAAGAAAUUAUCAGUCUAUAAUUUUAAUGGUAGGUUUAUUUGAACAGUGAGAGACAGAAUAUCAACAAAAUAUUCAAGAAAAACACAUGUCAAAAAUGUUAUAAAUUGAUUUGCAUUUUAAUUAGGGAAAUAAGUAUUUGACCCCUCUGCAAAACAUAACUUAGGUCAGACAUUUUCUUGCAGUUGGACACCAGGUUUGCACACAUCUCAGGAGGGAUUUUGUCCCACUCCUCUUUGCAGAUCUUCUCCAAGUCAUUAAGGUUUCGAGGCUGACGUUUGGCAACUAGAACCUUCAGCUCCCUCCACAGAUUUUCUAUGGGAUUAAGGUCUGGAGACUGGCUAGGCCACUCCAGGACCUUAAUGUGCUUCUUCUUGAGCCACUCCUUUGUUGCCUUGGCCGUGUGUUUUGGGUCAUUGUCAUGCUGGAAUACCCAUCCACGACCCAUUUUCAAUGCCCUGGCUGAGGGAAGGAGGUUCUCACCCAAGAUUUGACGGUACAUGGCCCCGUCCAUCGUCCCUUUAAUGCGGUGAAGUUGUCCUGUCCCCUUAGCAGAAAAACACCCCCAAAGCAUAAUGUUUCCACCUCCAUGUUUGACGGUGGGGAUGGUGUUCUCGGGGUCAUAGGCAGCAUUCCUCCUGCUCCAAACAUGGCGAGUUGAGUUGAUGCCAAAGAGCUCCAUUUUGGUCUCAUCUGACCACAACACUUUCACCCAGUUCUCCUCUGAAUCAUUCAGAUGUUCAUUGGCAAACUUCAGACGGGCAUGUAUAUGUGCUUUCUUGAGCAGGGGGACCUUGCGGGCGCUGCAGGAUUUCAGUCCUUCACAGCGUAGUGUGUUACCAAUUGUUUUCUUGGUGACUAUGGUCCCAGCUGCCUUGAGAUCAUUGACAAGAUCCUCCCGUGUAGUUCUGGGCUGAUUCCUCAUCAUUCUCAUGAUCAUUGCAACUCCACGAGGUGAGAUCUUGCAUGGAGCCCCAGGCUGAGGGAGAUUGACAGUUCUUUUGUGUUUCUUCCAUUUGUGAAUAAUCGCACCAACUGUUGUCACCUUCUCUCCAAGCUGCUUUGCGAUGGUCUUGUAGCCCAUUCCAGCCUUGUGUAGGUCUAUAAUCUUGUCCCUGACAUCCUUGGAGAGCUCUUUGGUCUUGGCCAUGGUGGAGAGUUUGGAAUCUGAUUGAUUGCUUCUGUGGACAGGUGUCUUUUAUACAGGUAACAAGCUGAGAUUAGGAGCACUCCCUUUAAGAGUGUGCUCCUAAUCUCAGUUUGUUACCUGUAUAAAAGACACCUGGGAGCCAGAAAUCUUUCUGAUUUAGAGGGGGUCAAAUACUUAUUUCCCUCAUUAAAAUACAAAUCAAUUUAUAACAUUUUUGACAUGCAUUUUUCUGGAUUUUUGUUGUUGUUAUUCUGUCUCUCACUGUUCAAAUAAACCUACCAUUAAAAUUAUAAACUGAUAAUUUCUUUGUCAAUGGGCAAACGUACAAAAUCGGCAGGGGAUCAAAUACUUUUUUCCCCUCACUGUAUGUUCUCUGAAGGCAACAGCAAUAACCGCAAGACCAAACCAUGCCACGCACUUCUCAUCAAACUAUUUGUUAAUGUGCCUGUCUUCAGGUUAUCUUUUCUGAUGAGUGCACCGAGGCGGAGGGGCGUCACUGGCACAUGAAGCACUUCUCCUGUUUCGAGUGUGAGACGGUGCUGGGGGGACAGCGUUAUAUCAUGAAGGAUGGGCGGCCAUAUUGCUGCGGCUGCUUCGGUUCUCUCUUCGCUGAGUACUGCGAGGCCUGCAGAGAACACAUCGGUAAGCCCUGACCACUGCAGACAAGCAGACAGACCACUGCUUCUGCCAUUGUAAAAGAAAUGCUAGAAACAAAAAUAAACUGUUAGAUAUCAAUGUUUUUUAGGCAGUGAGAGAGUGUUAGUAAUCCAAUGCAAAAGAUCAAAAUAAGGUAACGUCAUUAUUCUCAGCCAGUAUAAACAUGUUAUAUGACAUAUGCCUAGGAGGAACUUGACGAUGAUUCAGGGAAUCACACCACAAAAGUGUUUCACAAAAUACACAAACAACUUUUCCCUCACAUCUGUGCUAACCGAAACCUUUCUCCUCUCCACUAGGGGUGGACAAUGCCCAGAUGACGUAUGACGGUCUCCACUGGCACGCCACCGAGGGUUGUUUCUGCUGUGCCCAGUGUAAGAGUUCUCUACUUGGCUGUCCCUUCCUGCCCAAGCAGGGCCGUAUCUACUGCUCCAAGGCCUGCAGUCUGGGAGAGGACGUCCACACCUCUGAUUCCUCCGACUCCGCCUUCCAGUCGGCUCGCUCCCGCGAAUCCCGCCGCAGCGUCCGCAUGGGCAAGAGCAGCCGCUCGGCCGACCAGUGCCGCCAGUCGCUCCUCUUCUCGCCCUCCAUCAACUACAAGUUCCCUGGGUUCACCGGUGAUGCCGGCAACACAGACACCCUCACCAACAAGUUGGCCCACCUGGGUUUAACCGACGAGGAGCGAUUCUGGAAGGGGAGGGAGGACACGGAGGCCCCCGAGGACCGGGAGGAAGAGGAGUGGGCCGAGCACGAGGACUACAUGACACAGCUGCUGCUCAAGUUUGGGGAGCAAGGUGUCUUCCAGCAGGGUGAGACGGUCGACUCCAGACCCCCAACAGAUCUGUGGAUGACCGAGGCAGAGGUCAAGAUGAAACAGUGUGAGCCUCAGGGCUCUAGGGCUGGGAGGGGAGGUAUCAGAGGAGGUGGUGGAGGAGGGUCAGGCAGCGAAAGCCUGGCCAGUAAGAAGUACCAGGCAGAUAUGUACUGGGCUCAGUCCCAGGAUGGGUUAGGGGAUUCGGCCUACGGUAGCCACCCAGGCCCUGCUAGCAGCCGAAAGCUCCAGGAGCUGGAGAUGGAGCACAGGGCUGGUAGCGUCGGGGAUACAGGCUUCCAGAGGGAGGAAAAGCAGUGGUAUGAUGACUCUCUGGAGUGUAUCACAGACGGGCUGAAACAGACGGAUCAGAGCGUGAGGGACUCCAUGGACUCACUGGCACUGUCCAACAUUACCGGUAAGACAUGUUACAUCUCCAAUGGAAUAGCCUUUUAGUCCAGGACUUGGCUUAACCAGGUCUUGAUCUGUGUAGCAUCCUACUGUUCAAUGUUCUGUGAUGGCAGAUUGUUAUUUGAAACAGUAUUGUGGUGAAUAGACACCUUGUACAAACAUGUAUUCUCAUUCUCUCUCCUUCUCUUCUUCCAGCGGCGUCAGUAAAUGGAGACAGUAAAGAGCGCCCUCUGGUCUACUCCUUACAAAACUUCCAGGAGCUCGAGGCAGAGAACUGUGAGAACACAAGCAACAUGGGAACUCUCAACUCCUCCACGUUACACCGCAGUGCCGAUUCCCUGAAGAGCCUUACGUCCGAGCUGGAACAGGUGGAGGAGAAUGUACCAGAGGAAGAGGAGGCUCCUCUUCCCUCUCCCCCAAAGCCACCUCACGUCCCGGAGUUGAGGAGGACUCGCUCCCAGUCCCGACCCCAACAGGUCAAGUUCUCCCCAGAUGUCGUUGACAACAGUCACUAUGGUGACCUGCCAAUGCGCCAGCCCCCCAUGAGCGAGCGGACGCGGCGGCGGGCCUACCACUUUGAAGAGCAGGACCAGGAGCUGCUUAGCUUGGGCCGCCACCACAGGAGGCGCCGCAGCCGCAAGUCCCGCUCCGACAAUGCUCUCCACCUGGUGCCCAAGGAGAGGGCCAACCGCAUUUACUUCAGAGAGAACCAUAGAGGCCAUGGGAGCCACGGCCUUGGCCACAAGGGGCCCCAGCAGCAGACCUUCCUGCCCAACCAGCAGAGGUAUGGCCAGGGCCAACCUGGUCACCCCCAUCCCCACCCCGCCACCUCAGACUACGGGCUCCAGCAGGGCCCAGCCAUGGAGAGGUUCCUGGGGUUGUGUGGGGACAGGGACGAGGAUGACUGGUGCUCCACCUGCUCGUCUUCCUCCUCGGAGUCUGAGGAGGAAGGCUUCUUCCUGGGGCAGCCCAUCCCCCAGCCUCGGCCACACAGACACUACUAUGAUGACCUGCCCAGCCCCGUGGCAGGCCUGCCCUCCCCACCUUACGGGGAAGUCCCACGGACUAAGUCCAAAAAGAAGAAGGGGCACAAGGGGAAAAACUGUAUCAUUUCAUAAGUCCCCUUUUAAAAUAUACUCUGUCUGCAUCACUUGUUGUUGCCACUGUUUGGAAUAUGGAAAUGGCCUGCCUGCUUGCUACAAAUGCCAAAAGUAUCUUGCCAACUGGGUGUACUACAUGUUAAUAUGGCUCUGGUCUUCUCCUUGAGAUGGAUUGCAAAAAACAGACAUGUAGUUGUAUUUCGAAGCGCUUCAUAAUUUUAUUAGAAAAAACGUUUCUGCAAUAUUAUGAAUUGUCAACAAAGUAACACACAAAAUAACUUGGAACAAAUGUAUUUAUAAAGCAGGAUUUAGAGACCAACUGAAAAUACUAUUUAACAGUGCAGAUAGAAAUGAAUGCAUAUAUUGUAAAGUUCAAAUACGAAACAGAUAUUUUUUUAUAACCUCGAGUUCCAUGAGAUGUUUUGUUUGUAGUGGAAUGGCAUUGAAAGACUAAACUGAUUGCAGUUAUUAUAGGAUCUGCUCUUUUGCUAACCAAGGUUUUAAAAAUGAAAAGUAUGAUAGGAGUUUCCACCAGCGAAGUUAUUACAGAAUACAAGUAUGAUGACAUCAGCUAUUUCCACGUACGUGCUUCUUUUGUAUUUAGGCUUACCGGUACGCAUUUGCUGCCCUGACAAGUGGGGAUAGCAUAUGUACUAUAUAGGGCCUGGUUGGGUUGACUAUUUUAUUUAUGGGUUAUAUUAUAUUGUAAACAGAUCAGUCAUCUGUAUAAAUGUAAAAACUGGAAUAUAAGGCUAAGAUUGAUAAUAAUUGUAAUAAAAAAUAUUAUAACAUGUCAGGUUUUUUGUUUAUUCCAAAAGGAGAGCAAUGUCCCCAAAAAGUUGGUACAGAACUAGUAUGUGUAUGAAGAAUGACUAUAGUGUAGAGGAACAGAAAAUGCUGAAAGUUAAAUAACUUUAUUAAAAAAUAGAAAAAGGAACAAAGAAUUUAAGAAUGUAAAACAUGACAGUAAACACUUGUAAAUGCAAAAUAUUCAAAAAUCUUGUUUUCGGACACUAUUUUUCUGGAGAGAACUGUAGGUAUUGAAAACACCACUCAUAACUCUUCAUUACAGUACACUUAAAUGUUGAUGACUGAAUUUCUCCAAAAAGCAUAUUCUCUACAUUCCUUCUGUGUGUGUAUAUAUACACAGUGUGCUUUUAAAAAAUCUGCAUGAUUCGGUUAUUUAACACUUGGUCAGAAAGCCAGAAUUGGAGUUCUGCAAUAUGUGUGUAACUAAGGAGAGAAGAAAUGACUGCUGGACAUGAGGUUUAAAGGAACCACACCUGAAUUGUCUUCUCAAGUCUGAAAUCUAUAUAACAGCGCAAAAAAAAAAAAUAUAUAUAUAUA
Molecule: messenger RNA, 40930 nt
Organism: Coregonus sp. 'balchen'
Lineage: Eukaryota; Metazoa; Chordata; Actinopteri; Salmoniformes; Salmonidae
Source: the annotation of a GenBank genome assembly